Molecule: messenger RNA, 1447 nt
Organism: Cercospora beticola
Lineage: Eukaryota; Fungi; Ascomycota; Dothideomycetes; Mycosphaerellales; Mycosphaerellaceae
Product: HCNGP domain-containing protein
Biological process (GO): regulation of DNA-templated transcription
Cellular component (GO): nucleus
Source: RefSeq, a predicted model, not a curated record
AAGGGACUGAGCACAGUCCUCUACAACACAAUGAACGCACUUGUCGCGUACGAGAGCAGCGAUGAGGAAGAAAACAUCCAGCCUGAGAAGCCGGCCGAGACAGUAAAAGUCACUCCACCACAACCGGCCACAGGACCUGUACCCCAGCCAGCUCCAGCAUCAGUGCCGCAAUCAGCACCGAAGUCUACGACAACCGCCCAGCCAACGCCAAUUGCAGAUGCACCUCUCCCAGGACCGGCUGCAGGUCCAGCACCGGCCGCACCUGUGCUUGAGCCUUUAGCGGAUACUUCUUUCGAUCCCUACGCAUUCGAGCGACAGCGCUUGCGGGAACUCACGAUGCCGACUCUACCAAACUUUGAUAUUCCCGACUCGCCUCCGCCUCCAACGAGAAAUAGUGAAGAAGCAGCAGUGCUGGCGGCCACAACUAAGAAAUUGGAACGCUUCCUCGAACUGAAGAAGCAGGGUGUUCACUUCAAUGAUCGACUACAGAGUACAACGAGUUUGCGGAACCCAAGCUUGCUACCCAAGCUGAUGGACUUUGCUGGACUUACACGAGAGGACGGCUAUGCCAGCAGUAUGAGUGAGGAGGUAGCCGUUCCUGUGAAGUGGCCCGAGGAAUGCUACAUCGAAGCUCUGAUGCAGCAAAAUGAACGGAGAGAAAAGAAACGACUGCGGGACAGGGAUCACGUCGAUUUCGUUCCGGCCAAGAGCGGAGGGAGCAGUGCGAGCGGCACUCCUGCUGGCUCUGCUGGACCAAAGAGGAGCAAGUUCGAUGCCAAAUGAUUGCAGCGAUGCCCGAUCAUCAACUCGGCACGGUGAAGACUUGAUAUUUCGAGGACAACCCAGCUCUUACGGGAAACGUGGUCGAAUGCAACCCAUAUCCGUUGAUACGCUCACGCCUCGCCUGAUCUGUGCAACGCUGCUUCAUUGCCUUGCGGGGUACAGCACGCACCACUUCCAGUCAGAGCGACUGAAGCCGUGUUUCAGGAGACACGCUCAAGGGACGUUGACCCCAGUCGAUGUGCGCCAGUCGCGGUAACGAGGCAUACCUUGCCUGUCAUUUGGCAUUGACUUUGCUCUCGAGCCCUGACCCGUGUCAGCGCUGAUAUGGCUGUCCAUGAGCCAGCAAGAAGUAUGGCUGGGCAAAUUCGGCUACCAGGAUGGCGAUUUGGAGCUGGUAGAGCUUGUAAGCUUGACGCGCUUUCGUGAGACUUUCGUGAGACUUCAGUAUAGAACGGCGCGCGAGCCAUAUGAACUCGGACCACUCCUUUCCAAUGCAGUAGCAUGACACAACUCGAGCAACAGUUGAGUUGAGAAGCAAACACGCAAGCUCAGCAGCGGAUAGCUCCAAUCCACAGGAACACGGUACGACCGAGUCUCCAUGCAGUCCUUCAUCGACGAUUUACCCCCUUCCGAGAAUCGAGCAACGAGCUGACUGUCUCCCGGG